AAAUCUGGUAAAUAUCCUUACAUAGUAAGCAAACGAUCAGAAGCCGUUUCCAGCUAAGAAUUCAGCUCCGCCGCCUGUCGAUGAUGGAUUCCUUCUUCAAGCAGCGAUUCAACGCCGCCAAAUGUAAAACUUUGCUAAAACUCACGAUUCCUCGAAUUAAGUUACUGAGGAACCGGAGAGAGGCUCAGCUAAAGCAGAUGCGGAAGGAAAUCGCUAAGCUGCUUGAAACUGGUCAAGAAGCCACUGCUCGAAUUCGCGUAGAGCAUAUUAUAAGAGAAGAGAAGAUGAUGGCUGCACAGGAGAUAGUUGAGCUCUUCUGCGAGCUCAUUGCUGUCCGUCUUCCAAUCAUUGAAGCACAAAGGGAAUGCCCUCUAGACUUGAAGGAGGCAAUUUCCAGUGUAUGCUUUGCAGCACCAAGGUGUGCCGAUCUGCCAGAGUUGCUACAGGCACAACUACUGUUUGCAGGAAAAUACGGUAAAGAAUUUGUAAUUGCUGCAACUGAGCUGAUGCCCGAAUGUGGUGUCAAUCGCCAGCUGGUGGAGCUUCUAUCAAUCCGAGCUCCUGCACCCGAUGUAAAAGUGAAUCUUCUAAAGGAAAUUGCUGAAGAGCAUCAGCUCGAUUGGGAUUCUACUGCUACAGAAAAUGAACUGUUAAAGCCACACGAAGACUUACUGAAUGGGCCAUCGCAGUUCGUCAGUGCUUCAAAAGUGCCCCUUCCAAAAGAAAAGCACAAUGAGACACCAGAACCUGCUGCCCAUGAAAAGUCUGAUUCGGAUUCGGAUUAUGACAUUGUGGAAUUUCCAGAUGUCCCAACGCAGCCAUUACAGCCAAAUAAGCCCGUUGUCUCAACACCGGUGAUGCUGCAUUUCCCUGAAUCUGCACUAUCAGACGAUGAUCAAGAAGACCUGAACAAAUCAGAGUCUGGGGAUGUGGUUUUUGAGAAAUCAGUUGCAAAGGAAGAUGCUUCACUGAAUGCGCAAGCAGGUCCUACAGAAGCGAAGCAGUUCGUGCCAUUCAUAUCUCCUCCUCCAUCACAAUCAUCAGAAACAGUCGCUGCAACCGCGAGAGAUAAUUGUCCAUCUCCAGCUAUCUCGAAGAUGUACAGUGAUCAAGUGGAUUUGGAGGAUGUACUGGCUGCUGCUAGAGCAGCUGCUGAAUCAGCUGAGCGUGCUGCAGCAGCUGCACGCUCAGCUGCCAGCAUUGCUCAGCUCCGGAUAAGCGAGCUCUCCAAGAAAAGGAGCAACGAGUUCUCAGCUCCUCAGCAGCAUAACGACACCAACACCUUGAAUGGUGACUCUGGCAGUGCUUCGGCCUCCCCAAGCCAAAUUGACGGGUGUCAAAACAACACGAUAUCUCAGCAGCUAACGCCUGCUUCGUCGUUUGAUUCCUCUUCACCACGCGACAAUGCUCUUCACCUACCGCAGAGAUUGCCAUCGAUGGACGAUGAACCGUAUUUUUCAUACCCAAACUUGUUCACAUCUCAAGGCUCGAACAUCAUCGGGGCUCAUUCGCAGUCGCCUAGAGAGCCUAAGUGAGUGUCUUUACUUUAACUUUGAUGUAUUCAUAUGGCUAUGCAUAAAUAAUCUACACAUUCUAUUGUUAUACGUAUUUCAUGUUUUGUUAAUGGUAUAUAUUGUUUGUUUUUUA
Molecule: messenger RNA, 1647 nt
Organism: Salvia hispanica
Lineage: Eukaryota; Viridiplantae; Streptophyta; Magnoliopsida; Lamiales; Lamiaceae
Biological process (GO): protein transport
Source: RefSeq, a predicted model, not a curated record